This is a messenger RNA of Histoplasma mississippiense, 975 nucleotides long. Its product is annotated as protein phosphatases PP1 regulatory subunit sds22. The coding region runs from base 1 to 975 and encodes 324 amino acids. The transcript is spliced from 7 exons. Lineage: Eukaryota; Fungi; Ascomycota; Eurotiomycetes; Onygenales; Ajellomycetaceae. Gene Ontology annotation, molecular function: protein binding. The record is from RefSeq and is a predicted model, not a curated record.
AUGAAAGACUGUAGUGCGGCGAUGAAGGAUGGUAAAGGCCGGGAUGGCAAGCUUCGGGUCGAGCGCCAUGCCGUGCUUGCGAAUCCCGAAGCUCUCGAAGACCAAGACCAUUCAGAUGAAAAUGGCCCACCCCCGGAAACGAUAGAGGCUGAUGAGGUUUUGCAUACCACAAGGGCUAAUGUAUAUGUCUUUGCUUUCUCUUUAGACCUGCUCUCGGAUUUGGCUGACGAUGUUGAGGACAUCGAUCUGGUUAAUUGCCGUAUAUCGUCUCUUCCAGCACUUCAUCUAGAACGAUUCACGCAUCUGGAGAACCAAAUAUCUCAAAUCAAUUUUCCAGAAAACCUCGGCCCAACCCUUACCGAUUUAGAUCUCUACGACAAUUUGAUCACGCGUAUUAAAGGACUAGAUGCCCUCACAAAGCUCACCAACCUGGAUAUUAGUUUCAACAAAAUCAAACAUAUCAAGAAUAUCUCGCACUUGGUACACUUGAAGGACCUAUACUUUGUGCAGAAUCGAAUACAAAAGAUUGAGGGGUUGGAUGGACUGAAGGCGUUGAGAAAUUUGGAGCUUGCGGCCAAUAGGAUUAGGGAGAUUGAGAAUCUGGAUGACCUCACUGCUCUAGAAGAACUGUGGUUAGGAAAGAAUAAGAUCACCGAAAUCAAGAACAUCGAUGCCCUUACCAACCUGAAAAUCAUCUCUCUCCCUUCAAACCGCCUGACAACCAUCUCUGGCCUCUCAAAUCUCCAUAAUCUCGAAGAGCUCUAUGUCUCUCACAAUGCUCUCACCGCUAUAUCCGGUCUAGAAAAUAACGCCAACCUCCGCGUCCUCGACAUCUCCAGCAAUCAAAUAAGUAAACUAGAAAAUAUUUCGCAUCUCUCCCAUCUCGAAGAGUUCUGGGCUUCCAACAACCAGCUUGCUAGCUUCGAUGAAGUCGAGCGGGAAUCCUUUGCAAACGGCCUCAUCGGUGCUCUAUAG